UCGACGUCUAGCACGCACCCACAUCGUAACCUGUAUAUAUACGCCUCCCAUGAGAUCGCAGGUUCAGGAACUCUCUCACUGCACGCACUAGUGGGAGAGAGAGCUCCAACCCGGCCAUGGAAGCCCGGCUGCACUACUCGAGGCCGCUCCUACUGCAGCUGGAGAGCCCGGCGUCCGCCCCCGCGACGGCCGGCGGCGCCGUUGUUCCGGACGCUCGAUCGGUCCCGGCGCCAGACUCCUUCGAUUUCCUCAACGACAACACGAUCCUUGUCCUGGCGGCGCUCCUCGUCUACGGCCUCGUCGCGGCGCUCGCGCUCCGCGCCGUGCUCCAGUGCGCGCUCCGCGUCACGCGCCGCGCGUGCCGGCUCCGCAGCGGAGGAGCCGGCGGCGGCGCCCCGGAGCAGGACGACCCCGGGCACGGCGCGGGGCAGGCGUCGGCGGCGGCGAGGCGCGGCGGGAAGCAUCAGCAGCAGCGGCCGCCGCGGCGGGAGACGAAGCUGGUGCGGGCGCUGCCGUGCCUGGCGUACUCGGCGGGGGUGGCGCGGGAGCUGGCCGGGUCGUCGCGGUCCGAGUGCGCCAUCUGCCUCGCGGCGUUCGCGCGCGGGGAGGCCGUGCGCGUGCUGCCGCGCUGCGGCCACGGGUUCCACGCGCGCUGCAUCGACCGGUGGCUCGCGGCGGCGCGGCCGACGUGCCCCACCUGCAGGCAGGCGCCGUUCGACCAGACCACCGCGCUCCUGCAGCCGGCGGCGGACGGCCUCGAGCCGGCCGUCGUCGACGUGCCGCUGGUGCGCGUGGUCCUCGUCGGCGAUCACGUGGCCCGCCUUGUGGAGCCGUCGCACACUACUCGCGCGCGGGUCCGUUAUUAGAUGGUGCUUAUGCAUACUGUCAGUCUGACAAACCUGUUUCGUUAAGGAUUGCGUCUCCGCGUUGGGUGUUCUUCUACAUCUUAUGUACAUGUUCUCUUUUAUAUUGACUAGCAUAGGUCCCGUACGUUGGUGCGGGUUUUAAUUCGUUCCAACAGUGUCAUUUGCUGGCUC
This is a messenger RNA of Panicum virgatum (switchgrass), 1037 nucleotides long. Its product is annotated as RING-H2 finger protein ATL72-like. Bases 117 to 866 code for a protein of 249 amino acids. Lineage: Eukaryota; Viridiplantae; Streptophyta; Magnoliopsida; Poales; Poaceae. The transcript has a single exon. The record is from RefSeq and is a predicted model, not a curated record.